Messenger RNA from Lathyrus sativus (Indian pea), 228 nucleotides. Lineage: Eukaryota; Viridiplantae; Streptophyta; Magnoliopsida; Fabales; Fabaceae. The record is from the annotation of a GenBank genome assembly.
AUGACUGAGGAAGAACAUACUGGUGCAUCUGCAUCAGCAACACAUACUGUUGGGUAUCUAGGAGGAUUGUACGAUACCUCUCUUUUGGUUAAGUACGAACAUCAUAUUGCUAGACAUAUAUGGUUUGGUGACGAGAGAGGUACGAAGAAAGAGUUGAAGUUAGCAGGACAUAUGUUAAAGCUGAUUAAGAGGGUUCCACUGCAGCUUCCUAGAGAGAUGGAGGGUUGA